Molecule: messenger RNA, 4766 nt
Organism: Lepisosteus oculatus (spotted gar)
Lineage: Eukaryota; Metazoa; Chordata; Actinopteri; Semionotiformes; Lepisosteidae
Source: RefSeq, a predicted model, not a curated record
GGGAGGGGGGCGACGGGUUAAGAAGCAGCUCGGAAGUGACGCGCCCGUCCGCCGGCUGAGCGGAGACAGAGAGACAGACGGAUUGACUGACGGAGAGGUCUGCGACGGAGGGCGACAGCGAGAAGCCGCCGAUCAUCUCCAAACUUACAUUUCGGAGCGUCUGGAGCGCCAGUGGCUGGUACUGUGCAAGAAAAGAGUGCCGGGGAAGGACAAAAAAAACCACUGUCCCUGAAGAGGACAGCGACCGAGCUACCGGGAGCGAAGACCAUGUGCGCCACACCAGGCAGGACUGCGGCUCGUUAACGUCCCGAUCCUGGAAUCCCUUCGGAGCUUCCCCGGAUGUUUGGAAUGAAAUCGGAAUCCCAGGUGGGAGAAAGUGGCUUGUGACUGACCCCUCAUCGCCUUAAGCUUCAGGUCACAACCCAAGGGCAAAGGCUUGGAGGUUCUUUGGAAUUACCAGCCUCUCCUGGUCACGUUGAAGUUUUGGAUCACGGGAUGGCCAAGAAAAACAGUCAGAAGGACACCUCGGGCGUGGUGUUCGACACCCACUCCAAGAUGGUCAUGUCGCAGGGCGGCACUUUUGAGAAGAUGAAGGAGAAGAUCAACGCCGUGCGGGCCGUCGUCCCCAACAAGAGCAAUAACGAGAUCGUCCUGGUGCUGCAGCACUUCGAGAACUCGGUGGACCGCACGGUGCAGGCCUUCGUGGAAGGCUAUGCUGUGGAAAUCCUGAAGGAAUGGAAUGUCACUGGGAAAAAGAAGCCCAAGAAGAAGAAAAAACCCAAGCCCCAGGCCGAGAGCAGCGCCGGGCCCGGGCUGGGGGACCCCUCGCAGCCCCCCGACACGCCCACCGACAAAGACGGACUGAACGGCUCUCCCGCAGGGACGGAAGUGGAUGAUGGCAAGGCCAGAGCCGAUGCCCACGUGCCCCGGGCGCACCAUCUCCCCAGAGGCCCGGCUGGCAAGCCCCGGUCCCGGCCCGGCUCCCAGCCGUCGUCGGCACUCUCGCUGGCGCUGCCGGAGGACGGCCAGCACCCCUCGGCCACCAGCAAGCGGAUCGCGUCCAACAUAGACAAGUCUGUCAAGGACCUGCAGCGCUGCACAGCCUCACUCACACGAUACAGAGUGGUGGUCAAGGAGGAGAUGGACUCCUCUAUCAAGAAAAUGAAGCAGACCUUCGCAGAGCUCCAGAGCUGCCUGAUGGACCGGGAGGUGGCCCUGUUGGCAGAAAUGGACAAGGUCAAAGCAGAAGCCAUGGCGAUCCUGGAUGGCAGGCAGAAGAAAGCCGAGAUGCUGAGGCGGCUGACGGACCAGGCGGGCUCCAUGUCCGAGGAGCAGCUGAGCGAGCUGCGUGCCGACAUCAAGCACUUUGUGAGCGAGCGCAAGUACGAUGAAGACCUGGGCCGCGCGUUGAAGUUCACCUACGAGCUGGAGCCGGCCAAGAAGAACAUCAUGUCCUUCGGAUCAGUGUACCAUCCUCAGACGGGGUACUCCAGCCGCUCCCGCUGCAGCUCAGCCUCCUCCUCGCUCACUGGCCCUGGGACCCCCGAGGGACCGCCCCCGCCCCUCCCCCAGGCUUCGGGGUACGGCCCCCGAGAGACCGGGGCUCGCCCCGCUCCGGCCCACAGACAGGGCUAUCAAGGCAAUCGCAGGCCAGGCCAUGGCUACCAGCCUGGAGGACAGCAGCAGUCCAACAGUGCCUCCCACCCAGACCGCAACCCCAACCGGACCAGCCAUCGUUACCCCGGCAACCGAGGCCAAGGGGCUGCCCCUCCCACCUCCUCUUCCUCCCUGCCCUCCACCAACGGCUCCGCCCAGUCCCUGCCCCCUCACCAGGACCGGCCCACCCCCAACGGCCUGCCCCAGCGCCCCCCCCGGACACACUGCCCCUGACACGCCCCUCUCCCCGGGACUGGAGGAAAGCACCUCCGCCUGACCAAGUUCCAGAACAACUCCAGUUUACAUCCUCCGAGCUGUAGUGUCGCCUUCGGUCCUCCCGCCCCGCCUCCCUCUCCCUGCUCCUCUGCCGCUGCUCCUGCUCCCUCCUGUCAGGAGAGCCGUCACGGUUGUGCCAGUCGCUGCUCUUCACGCGGUCCGGUGCCCUCCCCCCACCUGCUGGCGUUGGGUGGGAACUGGCAUGAAGUCACCCAGCAUUAGAAUCCUUCACUGCAGACUGGCUUUAGCUCUGUGAGUGUUUGUAUAGGUGCACAUUUGAAAGGCCACCUAAUGGGGGGGGGAGGUUUUACAUUUUUACUCAAGCUUUGCUUUGCCUUGUCUGUCACUUCCUCUCCCUACAUGACCCAGUGGGAUGGAGUUUUUUCCCAUCAGUCCAGUUAGAUGGCCAAGUUGAAUUUUUUGCCUCUCACUAAGCUAGUAUCUGCAGUGCGCGUCGGUAACCUUUACCUCCCUUAUUUAUUUUGCUUUUCUACGUCACGGGGCUUUCAAACUCUUUUCCUAUAGAACCACCAUGCUUGCGUGUUUUGAGUCCUAACCUCUGCCGUUCAGUGACUCUGGUUGUUUGUGCAGGAUUGCCACUGGAAUUUGGGGGGGCUGCCUGCGGCCCUGCAGGACUGGAGUUUCACCCCCUGUGUCGAAGCUUUGCAAAGCACCUGAAUGAAUUGAAGGGGGUCUCAGUCGGAGUGCGUCUAUGCUGGGAGUCUCCAUGUCCUCCACAGGAAUGUUCAUCUAGACGAGCAGGCACUCGCCAUUGCAUCGUUCCUGUUUGCCUUGCCUCAUCAAGCUUUAGCUAAAAUAAUUGUUGCCUUUUACGGGCGUGUGCGAUCACCCUCGGGAGAGAUGUCUGUUUGAGCGCCAUGGGCUUUAGGUACACCCUGCAGUCUUCUUGGAAGAUGUUCGGCUCUUCAGUUGGAGAGGCAUGCAUGGGCCAGGUUUCCCGACAAGCAGGCGAUGGGGUCACCAUGGCCUCCGAAAGCCCGACCGUGAGCUACUGCUUUAUUUGGCCGAAAGGCCAACUUGACGAGAACAGUUCUAAUCCCAAAACUGAAGUUCCCUGUUCUUGAUGGGAGUCAGGGUUUGUGAUGAAGAUUGGUUUUGUUCUUUGGAAAUGCCUGACUGUUCUAGUGUGGGAAAGGUGAAUGAAGAUAAUACCACACUAUGUAGAGCAUGCUUUUGAAGCAGUGAUCCUCUGCAGGACAGGGUGAACUUUACCUCACCAUGAUUAUCCUGUUUACGCUGCUUGGCUUAAAAUGCUAUCGAUUUGUGUUACAGUCUGGUGUUACAAGGUUGAAGAGCAAAGCGUCUGUCACACUGGAUGUGGAGCCAUCUCAAAUAUUUGGGGGGGUGGGGGGAGAUGAUGGGGAAAUUGCACAGAAAUAGCUUAUGUUUAGUAGAGGUCAGUGAUCUUUAUUUUGAACUUGAACAACUGAAUGCAGAUAUUCAGCUUUUUUAGAAUGUAGCAGCAGUGUUAGAUUUUAUGUUAGAAAUGUUAGUUUCAGUUGAAUCAUUCUACAAUUAGUGUGUAGUGUCACAGCGGUAGUUUAGCUGUGCAUCUUUAAGGCAGUUGCAAGGAUCUGUGUGCAUGCAUCUGCUAUUCAGUUAUUCUUAAAGCUAGUUUUGCAGAUAUGGUUAUUUGCCAGUCAGUGUUUCUCUGCAUUGUUGCUCAUUCUUACAUUCUGUAACGGCUGAAUUCUUCUUGGCUUGGCACUAGUUAGGAUUAACAAAAGUCGGAGUAGGAAAUAACUUAGUCAUCGUACAUCCCUUCUUAGCCUAACAUUCAGGAGUCCACUCCAUUUAUUUGUACCACAGACUUCACGUUAGAUUUUUUUUUUUGUCUGCUCUUAAGGGCUCGACCUGUUCUCUGAGGUGCAAGGUGUCAUUUUUAAUUAGAUGCCAAGCUGAGUGCUGUUUUUGAGCUGGAUUGAUCAGUGAUCAGCAAACUGGCCUCAUUCUUAAGCAAUAUAUAAUGGAAAAAUAGGGUAAUAAGUACUGCUGAGCCUGUGCGCUUGUGUUUAGGAUGCCUUUGCCUUCCAAGAGAUGUUUGCACAGUUGCAUCCUCACUGCCUCCAUCUUUUCUUGGCUCUGCGGCCAGUAGCCUUAUCCUUCUUCCCUCGCUGCCUCCGAUCUCUCGUCUGUGGCAGAAUGUGUACGUCGAGACUGCGAGCUGCUCUGGCAAGUUUGAAUCCUUGCUACUUCGCCUUCAAUUUUCACAAUUCAUGCUCAUGGCAGGAGUUUUCCCAGCUUUGUUCAAUACAGACAGGUUUUGAUGAAAUGGAAAUCACUUGUAAAAUCCCUUUUGGCUGAAAGUUAAAACAAUCUCCCCAUCCCCCCCACUAUAAAACUCACUACACUUGAAAUUGCUAAAACCAUGUAGGAGCUAAAUGUGUUUUUUUGGGGGGAGCAUUUCAAAACUGCAUGAUUGGCCACCGAUGCAGGAUUGGCUAACUGCAGCUCGUUCUCCUACUGGCCUUGCGGAUGUGUGUGUGGAUGCCCUCGCCCGGGAGGUUCUGAAAGUGUCCUGCUGUACAUGCCUCUGGCCUCCUCUACGCCUGCUAGGAAUCGGAACCCUUUUCCCUCUUCUCUAUGCAUCUGAGACAGCUCUAAAAAUAGAAGUGCCUUCUGUCAUCUCCCUAGAUCCUUACAUUCCUCCCCCUCAUCCCCAAAACUACGGACCAAAGACACCCUCUCUUCCACUAUGGCUCCAGCACACCAGCCCUGGACACCAUCCGUUCACAGACCAGAGUGGCCAUGCUCUCCUCGACUCUUCUCAUUACUGUUAUCAACUAUUAAUAUUAAAAUUGUUAGCAAAUGUA